AUGGAGUAUCAACAUGCUUCAGAGAUGAAUGGAGGAGAUGAGAGGAACCUGAACAUAUGCAAACAUACAGGCUUUUGCAUAGAAAAGAAGGACUCCAAGGACGCUGCAGAUGCAAAAAAGCUGUCUCACAUAGAGAAGGCUUAUACCACCGUACUGAGUGAGCUUGGAGAGGAUGUCGACAGAGAGGGACUUCUACGUACACCACUACGGGCAGCCAAAGCCAUGCAGUUCCUCACCAAAGGCUACAAAGAAACAACUCAGGAUGUCUUGAAUGAUGCAAUCUUUGAUGAAAACCACGAAGAGAUAGUGAUCGUCAAGGAUAUCGAGCUGUUCUCUCUCUGCGAACAUCACCUGGUGCCCUUCUUUGGCAAGGCUCACAUCGCAUACCUCCCAAACAAGAAAGUGGUUGGCCUCAGUAAGCUUGCUAGAAUUGUUGAGAUCUACAGCAGGCGGCUUCAAGUUCAGGAACGUCUAACCAAACAGAUUGCUUCAGCCAUCUCUGAGGCGUUGGAGCCUGCCGGAGUAGCAGUGGUGAUUGAGGCUGUGUCAGUGAAUGAUGCAGUCAACAUGGGACUGCACUACAUCCUAGAACACCUCGACUCUGCAGGGACAUACGCAAGGAUCCUGUUUGUGGACUUGAGCUCAGCAUUUAACACAAUCAACCCAGACCUACUCUGCACCAAACUCACCCAGCCUUUAAGUUCACCUCCAGAGUCAGGAAACCUCACUGCAGACCCUUCACACCCGGGACACAACCUGUUCCAACUUCUACCUUCUGGGAGGUUUUACAGAGAACUGUUCGCCCGAGCAACCAAACACAAGAACAGUUUCUUCCCACUCUGCUGA
Anoplopoma fimbria (sablefish) is the source of this 846-nucleotide messenger RNA. Its product is annotated as GTP cyclohydrolase 1-like. The transcript has 7 exons. Gene Ontology annotation, cellular component: cytoplasm. The record is from RefSeq and is a predicted model, not a curated record. Bases 1 to 846 code for a protein of 281 amino acids. Gene Ontology annotation, molecular function: GTP cyclohydrolase I activity; GTP binding; zinc ion binding. Gene Ontology annotation, biological process: tetrahydrofolate biosynthetic process; tetrahydrobiopterin biosynthetic process. NCBI's taxonomy places the organism in Eukaryota, Metazoa, Chordata, Actinopteri, Perciformes, Anoplopomatidae.